GAGCGGGCGGAGCCGGCGCUGGACCGGGAGGCCGCUGCGGCGACGGCGCGGGUGGCCGGCCGGCGGCAAAUUUGUCACGCUUAGCUAGUGAAGAAUGGGGGAGAUAGAGGGAACCUACCGAGCCCUGCAGACCCCAGGGGCACGCCUGGGCACCCAGCCCCCCUCUGGAGUGAGCACCCUGGAGCCUGGGCAGGCUCCCUCGGCCGGCACCGCACCGACGGCGGCCCGCGCGCAGGACAAGUGCCUUCUCCUCAGAGUGAAGCUGCUGGACAGCUCCGUGGAAGUGUUUGACGUUGAGCCGAGGAGCGACGGCCAGCUCUUACUGACGCGCGUGUGGCGGCGUUUGAACCUGACCGAGUGCGACUACUUCGGGCUGGAGUUUCAGAAUGUCCCAUCCUACUGGGUUUGGCUCGAACCCAUGAAACCCAUCAGUAGGCAAAUACGAAGGCCGAAGAAUGCAGUGCUUCGCCUGGCAGUGAAGUUUUUCCCUCCUGACCCGGGUCAGCUGCAGGAAGAGUACACACGAUACUUGUUUGCCUUGCAGCUGAAGAGAGACCUGCUGGAGGAGCGCCUGACCUGCUCAGACACCACGGCGGCCCUCCUCACGGCCCACCUGCUGCAGGCGGAAAUCGGCGAUUACGACGAAACGCUGGAUCGCGAGCACCUCAAAGCCACCCGGUACCUGCCCCACCAGGAGCGCUGUCUGGAGAAGAUCCUGGAGUUCCACCGGGAGCACAUGGGCCAGACACCUGCCGAGUCGGACUUCCAGGUGCUGGAGGUGGCCCGGAAGCUGGAAAUGUAUGGCAUCAGGUUCCACAAGGCUUCUGACAGGGAGGGCGCCAAGAUCAGCCUGGCCGUGUCGCACAUGGGCGUCCUCGUGUUCCAGUGCACCACCAAGAUCAACACCUUCAACUGGUCCAGGGUCCGGAAGCUCAGCUUCAAGAGGAAAAGAUUCCUCAUCAAGCUCCACCCAGAGGUCCACGGACCUUACCAGGACACACUGGAAUUCUUGUUGGGUAGUAGAGAUGAAUGUAAGAACUUCUGGAAGAUUUGUGUGGAGUAUCACACCUUUUUCAGGCUCUUCGAUCAACCGAAGCCGAAAGCAAAAGCCGUCUUCUUCACCCGGGGCUCCUCCUUCCGAUACAGUGGAAGAACCCAGAAACAGCUCGUGGACUAUGUCAGAGAUGCUGCGAUGAGGAGAACCCCGUAUGAGAGAAGACACAGCCGGAUGCGGAUGCCCAGCCGCGCUCUGACUGCAGACUUGCCGAAGCAGAGCAUGUCAUUCACCGAGGGCUUGAGGACUUCCGUGUCCCCAUCGUCAACACAUGCCUCCUUCUUCUCGGCCCCAGCCUCCCCCACGGUCCCCCCUGGCUGGCCUAACGUCACGGACGCCCUGGCGGAGCCCCAGGAUCCCCACGCCAAGGGGCCGGCUGCAGAGAGGAGCCGCGGAGCCAUGGAAGGCGCCAGUGCGAGACCGGCCCAGGCCUCUAGGCCCCCGGCGCUCCAGCCUUGUCCAGGCCUUGCCGUGGACAGCCCUCAGCCUCCGCCCUCCACCCCGAAGAGCCCACUGAGCCUGAGCCCCACGUUUCAGGUGACUCUGGGCCCCACUGGGCAGGGCUCCUUCCCGCUCCUGAGCCCCGGCCUUAGCGACGCUGGCGGAACCAGGAUGGACGAUGAGGAGCCGGAACGCAAGUGCCCAGGAGCGGAUGAGGCCUAUUUCAUAGCAAAGGAGAUUCUCGCUACGGAACGAACAUACCUGAAGGAUUUAGAAGUUAUUACCGUGUGGUUCCGCAGCGCAGUAGUCAAGGAGGAUGCCAUGCCUGCAGACCUGAUGACCCUGCUCUUCUCCAACAUAGACCCCAUCUAUGAGUUCCACAGAGGCUUCCUGCGAGAGGUGGAGCAGCGGCUGGCACUCUGGGAAGGACCUUCCACUGCCAUCGGCACUGGCAAUAAUCAGAGAAUUGGAGACAUCCUGCUCAGGAAUAUGCAUCAGUUAAAGCAGUUUACCGGCUACUUCCAAAGGCAUGAUGAGGUCCUGACAGAACUGGAAAAGGCAACCAAACACUGUAAGAAGCUGGAGACAGUGUACAAAGAGUUUGAGCUCCAGAAAGUCUGCUACUUGCCUCUGAACACGUUCCUGCUGAAGCCCAUCCAGCGCCUGGUGCACUACCGCCUGCUGCUGGGACGGCUGUGUGGGUACUACGCACCCGGGCACCGCGACUACGCCGACUGCCGCGACGCCCUGGAGGUCAUCACGGAGGUGACCGGCACGCUCCAGCGCAGCCUCGUCCGGCUGGAGAACCUGCAGAAGCUGACGGAGCUGCAGCGGGACUUGGUCGGCGUGGAGGACCUCGUCGCCCCCGGCAGGGAGUUCAUCCGGGAGGGCUGCCUGCACAAGCUCACCAGGAAGGGCCUGCAGCAGAGGAUGUUCUUUCUGUUCUCAGAUGUGCUGCUGUACACGAGCAGAGGCCUCUCGGGGACCAGCCACUUCCGGAUCCGGGGCCUCCUCCCGCUGCGCGGCAUGCUGGUAGAGGACAGCGAGCACGAGUGGUCGGUUCCGCACUGUUUCACUAUUCACGCAGCUCAGAAGACAGUCGUGGUGGCAGCCAGCACUCGGCUGGAGAAGGAGAAGUGGACGCACGACCUGAGCGGUGCCAUCGAGGCGGCCGAGGGCGGCAGCAGCGCGGCCCCAGAGCUGCCGCGCAGCGUGUGCGCCCCUCUGCGUGGACCCUCCGAUGAGGCCUCUCUGGAGCAGGAGUCGGAAGAAGAUUCCCGCGGCGCCUACAGCCCCCCGUCGGGGCAGGGCCAGCACCGGGCCAACACCACGGUGCACGUGUGCUGGUACCGCAAUACCAGCGUCUCCCGGGCCGACCACAGCGCAGCGGUCGAGAACCAGCUUUCAGGGUAUCUGCUAAGAAAGUUCAAAAACAGUAAUGGCUGGCAGAGGCUCUGGGUGGUCUUCACCAAUUUCUGUUUGUUCUUCUACAAAACACAUCAGGACGACUACCCGCUGGCCAGCCUCCCCCUGCUGGGCUACAGCGUGAGCGCCCCCAGGGAGGCCGACGGCAUCCACAAGGAGCACGUCUUCAAGCUGCAGUUCAAGUCCCAUGUCUACUUCUUCCGGGCUGAGAGCAAGUACACGUUUGGGAGGUGGAUGGAGGUGAUCGAGAGGGCCAGCAGCUCGCCCGGGCAGGCCGGGGCCCCCAAGGAGGCGUGACGGCCCUCCUGCCUCAGCGAGGAUGGAGCAGGCGGCGCAGUGCGGCCAGCCGGGCCCCUCAGCUGCUCAUCCCGGCUUCCCAACAAUGGACCGGCUGUGUGGGGGGCCUCCCAGGGACACCUGGCAGGGACACUGUUCCCCUGAAGACCCAGCGCAGCCGCUGGCCCUGGGAGGCCCUGGGAGCACGCACGCG
Pteronotus mesoamericanus is the source of this 3410-nucleotide messenger RNA. It is a transcript of the gene FARP2, whose product is annotated as FERM, ARH/RhoGEF and pleckstrin domain protein 2. The record is from RefSeq and is a predicted model, not a curated record. Lineage: Eukaryota; Metazoa; Chordata; Mammalia; Chiroptera; Mormoopidae. The transcript has 27 exons. Gene Ontology annotation, cellular component: cytoskeleton. Bases 95 to 3217 code for a protein of 1040 amino acids. Gene Ontology annotation, molecular function: guanyl-nucleotide exchange factor activity; cytoskeletal protein binding.